UCCGCAGCCAAACAGAAAAAGAAAAAAUAAAAUAAAGAAACGAAAAAAAAAAAAAAAUCUUAGUUUUAGAGAAGAAGACACAAGAGAAAAAGAAAGGGGGGCUUGGCAUUUUGGAUAAGAAGUUCCUUUUAAUUUCUCUAAAUUUUUAAACUUUUUAGAAGGAUUUUCUUCUUAUCUAUUAGAAUGAUUAUAAUGCAAGGUAGGAAUGAAAGUAUUUUGAGUGCAAAGGAGAAUUGAAGAGGAGGCGAGAGAAAGAAUAGGAGAAGAGAGAGAGCCAUUCUCUCUCCUUUCUCUUCAUCUCCAUGGAAAGAAGCAGAGGAAGGACAACAAGAACAAAUACUUCCCACCUUCCAUUAUUAUUGUUCUUCCAAGGAUGCUUCCCACCACCACCUGCAUUCUCUUAAUAUGCCUCUUCAUGAGCUUUUUCUCUCCCCUCAUUCAAGCUUUUUCUUCAUUUGGCUUCAAUCUUACCCUCCCUCAUCAACAUCCUGACCCUGAAGCUGUUGCUCAACAAGUCCAGAGGAGUGUCAAUGUAUCAGUAUCUCGAAGACAAAUGAUGUCCCUCCAAAACCAAUGCCUCACCGGCAACCCAAUCGACGAUUGCUGGCAUUGCGACCCGAACUGGCAAAACGACCGCCAGAAGCUCGCCGACUGUGGAAUAGGGUUUGGCGGGGACGCCAUGGGAGGCAAAGGAGGUCAGAUCUACGUGGUCACCGAUUCCUCCGACCGAGACGCUGCGAACCCAAUCCCGGGCACUCUCCGUCACGCCGUGAUCCAAACGGAGCCUCUCUGGAUCGUCUUCUCAGCCGACAUGACCAUCAAGCUCAAACACGAGCUCAUCGUCAACAGCUUCAAGACCAUCGACGGCAGGGGAACCAACGUCCACAUAGUCGGAAACGGCUGCAUAACCCUCCAAUACGUCUCCAACGUAAUCAUCCACAACGUCCAUGUCCACCAUUGCAAGCCCAGCGGCAACGCUGACAUUGCUUCGAGCCCAACCCACGUCGGCUGGAGAGGGAAAUCCGACGGUGACGGAAUCUCCAUCUUCGGCUCCCGCAAAAUCUGGAUCGACCAUUGCACGCUGUCUUACUGUACGGACGGAUUGAUCGAUGCUAUAAUGGGGUCCACGGGGAUCACGAUUUCCAACAACCAUUUCUCCCACCACGAUGAGGUCAUGCUUCUGGGUCACAGCGAUGGGUAUUUACCGGAUUCGGGUAUGCAGGUGACGAUAGCGUUCAACCAUUUCGGUGUGGCGCUGGUGCAGCGUAUGCCUCGGUGUAGACGCGGGUACAUACACGUGGUGAAUAACGAUUUCACGCAGUGGGAGAUGUAUGCUAUCGGCGGUAGCGCUAACCCCACCAUUAAUAGCCAAGGGAAUCGCUAUACUGCACCCGCCGAUAACAACGCCAAGGAGGUGACGAAGCGCGUGGAUACAGACGAAGGAGAGUGGGCAGGGUGGAACUGGAGGACGGAGGGGGACGUAAUGGUAAAUGGAGCGUUCUUCGUACCGUCAGGAGUGGGGCUGAGCACCCAGUACGCCAAGGCCUCCAGCGUCGACCCCAAAUCCGCCGCUCUCAUCGACCAGCUCACUUUAAACGCUGGCGUUUUUGGUGACCCCAGGGACAACACUGAGAGUAGAUCAUCUUCAGGAUUCAACGAUGGAGGGACCACCACCGGGGCCAACAGCAACAACGGCGGGUCCAAUGGCGGUGAUGGGGACUUCUUUGGAAUGAUAUUUGGGAAUGGUGCAUCAUCAAGUUCCUCAUAUUCAAACCCAAUCUUGUUGUCUAUUUUAAUUAUUUUAAUUUUGUGUAUUACCACCAAUCAUGGUGCUUUAUUAUCCUUUCAAUUGUUAUCCCUAUAGAAAUUUUCAAAAAAGAAAAAUUUCAAAUCAGAUAUAAAAAAACAAAAAAACAAAAAAAAAGAAAAAAAUUCUCAACAA
Molecule: messenger RNA, 1942 nt
Organism: Ziziphus jujuba (common jujube)
Lineage: Eukaryota; Viridiplantae; Streptophyta; Magnoliopsida; Rosales; Rhamnaceae
Product: probable pectate lyase 18
Exons: 5
Coding region: 374-1864 (496 amino acids)
Molecular function (GO): pectate lyase activity
Source: RefSeq, a predicted model, not a curated record